GUCGCGCCUCCUCCGUGGCUCUGGUUCCAGUGGAGCCUCACCGACGCGGAGAUGGAAAGCCCGAGGCUGCUCCCGCCUCGAGGGACACGACAGAGCGGCGGUGCUGGCAGCCCCGCGGGCGCCAGCCGGUUCCACGGCGGCCCUGACCCGCGGGCUGGCCAGGUCCCCGCGCGCCGCCUCCUGCUGCUCCGGGGCCCCCAAGAUGGCGGGCCCGGGAGGCGGCACGAGGAGGCCCGAGCGGCCUCACGGGGCCCGGGCCCGAGCCCGUUGGCGCCGAGGUCGGAUCACGCUGGCGGCGGCGGCGGCGGCGACAGCGAUGACUUCUUCCUGGUGUUGCUGGACCCGGCGGGUGGCGAUGUGGAGACCACGGGCGCCGGCCAGGCCGCAGGGCCUGUAUGGAGGGAGGAGGCCGAGUCGGUCCCACAGCUCCAGCAGGGUGAGAAUGGCGCGAAUCCCGCGGGCCGCCAGGCGCUAGGCCCCCGCUGCCUGUCCGCAGUCCCCGCCCCAUCCCCGGCUGAAAACCCGAUCCCCGCCCCAGGCCUGGGACCCGCCGCGGCCUUCACGGGCACCGUCACCAUCCACAACCAAAACCUGCUGUUGCGCUUCGAGAACGGUGUCCUCACCCUGGCCACGCCCCCGCCGCCAGCCUGGGAGCCUGGGGUCGCGCCUGCCCCUCAGCCUGGGGGUCUGAUGGCUCCGCAAGCGGGGGUCCCGCACGCCGCGCAGCCCAGCGACUGCCCGGAGCUGCCGCCCGACCUCCUGCUGGCGGAGCCGGCGGAACCGGCGCCCGCCCCCGCGCCUGAGGAGGAGGCAGAGGGCCGAGCCGCAGCCGAGAGUCCCCGCAGGCCGCUGGGCCCAGGCCCGGGCGUGGUGCUGUACCUGUGUCCCGAGGCGCAGUGCGGACAAACCUUCGCCAAGAAGCACCAGCUGAAGGUGCACCUGCUGACUCACAGCAGCAGCCAGGGCCAGCGGCCCUUCAAGUGCCCCCUGGGCGGCUGUGGCUGGACUUUCACCACCUCCUACAAGCUCAAGAGGCACCUGCAGUCGCACGACAAACUGCGGCCCUUUGGCUGCCCUGCGGAGGGCUGUGGCAAGAGCUUCACCACGGUGUAUAACCUCAAGGCGCACAUGAAGGGCCAUGAGCAGGAGAACUCGUUCAAAUGCGAGGUGUGCGAGGAGAGCUUCCCCACUCAGGCCAAACUCAGCGCCCACCAGCGCAGCCAUUUCGAGCCUGAGAGGCCGUACCAGUGCGCGUUUUCUGGCUGCAAGAAGACGUUUAUCACAGUGAGUGCCCUGUUUUCCCAUAACCGUGCCCAUUUCAGGGAACAGGAACUCUUUUCCUGCUCUUUUCCUGGCUGCAGCAAACAGUACGACAAGGCUUGUCGCCUGAAAAUUCACCUGCGGAGCCACACCGGUGAGAGACCUUUCCUUUGUGACUUUGACGGCUGUGGCUGGAACUUCACCAGCAUGUCCAAACUCUUAAGGCACAAAAGGAAGCACGAGGAUGACCGGAGGUUCAUGUGCCCUGUGGAAGGCUGUGGGAAAUCUUUCACAAGGGCUGAGCAUCUGAAAGGCCACAGCAUAACCCACCUGGGCACAAAGCCUUUUGUGUGCCCUGUGGAAGGCUGCUGUGCCAGGUUCUCUGCUCGCAGUAGUCUCUACAUUCACUCCAAGAAACACUUGCAGGACGUGGACACUUGGAAAAGCCGUUGCCCAGUCUCUACUUGUAAUAAACUCUUCACAUCCAAGCACAGCAUGAAGACCCACAUGACCAAAAGGCACAACCUCGGCCAGGAUCUCUUAGCUCAGCUGGAAGCUGCGAAUUCUCUUACGCCCAGCAGUGAACUUACCAGCCAGGGACAGAGUGAUCUCAGUGAUGCAGAGCUAGUGUCUCUCUUCUCUGAUGUGCCUGGCAGUAGUUCUGCUGCAGUGUUGGACACAGCAUUGGUGAACUCUGGAAUCUUGACUAUUGAUGUGGCUUCUGUGAGUUCAACUCUGGCAGGGAGCCUCCCUGCUAAUAAUAAUAAUUCCUUAGGGCAGGCUGUGGACCCUCGGGCCUUGAUGGCCACCAGUGACCUUCCUCAAAGUCUGGAUACCUCUCUCUUUUUUGGAACGACAGCCUCUGGUUUUCAGCAGAGUCCCUUAGAUAUGGAUGAUGUCCCAAGUCUAAGUGUGGGGCCAUUGGCAUCUCUGGGCUCUUUGACUAUGAAAAACUCAAGUCAAGAGCCCCAAGCUUUGACCCCCAGCAGUAAGCUAACAGUGGACACGGAUGCUCUGACUCCUUCAAGCACCCUUUGUGAAAACAGUGUCUCAGAACUACUGCCGCCAACCAAAGCAGAAUGGAAUGUACAUCCUGACUCUGACUUCUUUGGACAGGAGGAAGAAACCCAGUUUGGAUUCUCCUCCAAUCCAGCAGGAAACCAUGGUUCUCAGAAAGAAACAGAUCUUAUCACAGUGACUGGCAGCUCAUUUUUGGUAUGAACUAACUAUUAAUUCCUUGCCACGUGGCUUAUUCUUAUGAAUUACACUCAAUUUUUAGGCUAGUCUGGACUAAAUGUUUAAAUUCAGUCAUUCCUUAUAGGUUUAAAAAACAGCAACGCCCUGGGCUGUAAGUUUGGAGAUUAAAUUAUGAUCUUGACUCUGGAACUGUCAAGUUGUGUGACCCUGAGCAAGUUACUUAACCUAUCUGAGCCUUAAUUUCCUUAUUUAUAAAAUGAGGUGGUUUGAAUAGAUUGUUUCUAAGGUCUUUUCAGCUCUGUAAUUCCUUGAUAAUAAGCUUAUUUCUUUGGAAAAAAAAUUAGGACAUUUUUUAGUGAUUGUGGUGCAUGUGCUUUUUUUUCAAACGUACAUAAUAGUAUAAUGAACAGCCAUGUGCUUAGCACUCAACCUCAACUAUUAUCCAUUUGCAAACAGUUUUAUCUAAUCCCCACUCUAACCCUCAUCAAGAAUUAUUUUGGAAUAAAUACCAUACUUUACAUCAUUUCAACCAUAAUUAUUCUAUAUAUAGUUCUAUAAAGUAUGGUCUCUUUUGGAAAAAAUUACAAUUCCAUUAUCAUACUUAAUGUUAACAGUAACUCCUUAAUAUCAAUAAAUAUCCAGAUUCCAAUUGCAAUUGUCUCAUAAAUGCUAUUUAUGUUAGUAUUUUUAGUAUAAAAUUCCAGUAACUCUCAUAAGUCUUUUUCAUCUGUGUUUCCCGUUUGUCUCUUUCUUUGCACUUUUAUUUGUUGAAGAAAUAGGUUGUUUCACAUGUAGCAUUUACCACAAUCUUAAAUUUUUGUGAUUACAUCCUUGUGGUGUUAAGUUCCUUUACCCUCUGUUUCCUUAAUUUGGUAGGUGGAUCUAGAGACUUGAUCAGAAUGGAAGUAUGAUUUUGGGGGCAGGAAUAUUUCUUAGGUCAUGUAUUCUUUUUAUAAGGUGAUACAUAAUGUCUGGUUCUCUCUUUUUUUGUGAUAUUUGCAGCUGCUGCUGAUGAAUGCAUUUAUUGGUGAUUACCUGUGUUUCUGAUAUCAUGGGUUGUUCUUAUAGGAUUACUAUUAGUGGAGGAGGAAAUGCUGUUUAAGGCAUUUAUAAAAGUUUAAUUGAAGUAUUAUUCAAUGCCAGAAUAUUUUCUUAAAUAGUGAUAGAAUUAACAAGAAAAAAGAUAACAAAAAAUAUGUUGGCUAUUCUCACCAUUUAUAAUCCUGACCCUUUUUAAUGAGGUAGGAUUUGUUUUUGUUGAAGUUGUCAGCCAGAAUUUUGACAUGAAACAAGCCCAGGGUCAAAUUUGUGUGGGAUAAGUGGCCUUGAAUAAAUUAGUCUCACUAAGCCUGAGUUUCCUAGCUGUCAAAUGAUCAUAGCAAUGCACACACAUAGAUAACACACUUUAAACUUUUCUUCUUUUCCAGUUUUUAAUACGCAAGGAAAAGAAUUAUGUGCUUUGGCAUAUUUUUUUUUUUUUUUUUUUUUACCCUCUCAGGCCUUCCUUCUGUAAGGGAGAAAUUGAGAUAAUUUAAUCCUAUUAAUGUUUAGGCAGUAAGUUUUGUUAGGGUUAGAGUGAGGUAGGAUAGGGAAUCUGUAUUUUCUCCACUGAAUAAUCCCGCCCCCUUCCAGGAAUUUCUGUGGGGAAAUGCCAGGAGUGGAGACAUUGCUCACAGGUAUACUGCAACUCUUUCCCUUAGAUCAGUUUGUCACCUUCUUUGCUCUGCUUCCAAAGUCAGACUUUGCUGUGAUUACGGAGCCUGCUGUUGCAUGAAGCUUUGAUAAUGGAGCAGAGGUUUCCUCCUUUCUGUGGUCUGGAGAGCUCAUUGUUUGCAUUUUCUCAGAGUUGGAAGGAUAGAAUUAAUCUGAUUAUUGUGUGAGCUGUCUGUCUUAUAUGAGUACAGCUUUUGAAUUUUGUGGAACAUCUUCACAACUGGUAUCUUAUUUGUUGUUCAGAACAACCCUGUGUAGUAGUUUUGGCAAAGUCUGUAUUGUGACUGGUGACAGUUUAGCCAACUUACAUUCCAAAUGGGCUUUGGCUAGUGACUGACAGUUCUAUACAUAGCUUAAAACAAAGAAGAGAAUUUGUUUUCACCUCUCCUUUUCCACUCAUCCAACUUCCAUGAUUCAUUCCAGUGUCAAGACUAGCUGCUGUUUCGGACUUUAAUUGAUUUCUGUUACUUUCUGCUUAACCACUCCACUCCCUUGCAUGUGCAUGUGCAUUCCGGUCUUUGCCAUUCUUUUCUUUUUCUUAUUUUUUAAUGGAUAGUUUUCCUGCCCCUGUUUUCUCAUCUUAGAUAAUACUGUGUGUAACACACACACACACACACACACACACACACACACACAUGAUUCAUGAUAAACGAGAUUAUUUUCUACAUUGUUCAGAUGAGAAGUAGAUUUCUGUUUCAUUAUUUUCAUUUUUUAAAAGUUUUUGCCACAGAGUUUGGCUAACUAAUGCUCUCUUAUUUGCUGUAGUGUACUAGUCCAGUAGUGUUUGCACGUGAAUGUCUAUGGAUGACAGUUAUUGUAGCACUUUGGCAGUGCACUAAAAAUUUGCCACUUUGAAAUGUUUCUGUACUGUGUGUGGGUAUACACACAUACACACAUAUAUUUUUUUAAGUGGUUGUAUUCGUUUAGUGAAAAAAGUAGGCAUACUUUUGUAAAUCAGAAAUGUUCAGAAUUGUAUUGUCUACUCAUUCAACAGUUUUCUCCCUUUGCUUUGAAAUAUUUGUAUUUAUAAAGUGCAUUUCAAAAAUAUUGUCAUUCAUUAAGGUCUCUUAAAUAGACCAUUAUUUUUCAUGUCCAGAAGAUAUGUGUGUCAAGCAUCGAAAUGAAUGCACAAGUAGCAAACAUCAAAUAAAUUAUUUAAACACCAAGAGAAUUUAAUACUGUGACUUUAUUUUUUUUAAUCCCUUAAACCAACUUUC
Molecule: messenger RNA, 5387 nt
Organism: Callorhinus ursinus (northern fur seal)
Lineage: Eukaryota; Metazoa; Chordata; Mammalia; Carnivora; Otariidae
Product: zinc finger X-linked protein ZXDB
Biological process (GO): regulation of transcription by RNA polymerase II
Cellular component (GO): nucleus
Molecular function (GO): transcription coregulator activity
Source: RefSeq, a predicted model, not a curated record